AUGAGUGCUGAUGCCUCGGAUGACGAGGUACCUAGUCUCGUUCAGCCAGGCCAAGAAGAUGAAGUCCCAACCCUGGUGGGUACUGCAGACGAGGACCCUCAGAAGAAGGUGCCAAUUACGAUAGUCACUGGAUAUCUCGGCGCGGGAAAGACGACUCUGCUCAACUACAUUCUCACCGAACAGCAUGGAAAGAGAAUUGCUGUUAUCCUUAACGAGUUUGGGGACUCAAUUGACAUCGAGAAGCAACUAACAGUCUCCGAUGCAAAUUCCACGUCCGCCCAGCCGGCGCCAUUUGUUCCACUGGCAAACGGCUGCAUCUGCUGCUCUGUCAAGGAUGUUGGCGUAGCCGCCAUUGAAAACCUCAUGGAGCAAUCCGGUCUUUUCGACUACAUCCUCCUUGAGACCACAGGCCUUGCAGAUCCCGGCAACAUUGCACCCAUGUUCUGGCUCGACGACGGACUCGGCAGCACCAUCUACCUCGACGGCAUUGUGACGCUCGUUGACGCCAAGAACGUACUGAAGAGCUUGGACGAAGGUUUAGGCGACGAAGAAAACAUCCAGGAACGAAAGAAGGCUGCGCACGACGAACACGGGCCACUACUCACGACCGCUCAUCUCCAGAUUAGCCACGCCGAUGUCGUCAUCAUCAACAAAACCGACCUUGUAACGCCGGAAGAACUCGAAAAAGUAACUGAGCGCGUGCGCUCCAUCAACGGCCUAGCCCGCAUCAAAACAACCACCAAAAGCCAAGUCCCGAAGCUCGAAGGACUGGUUCUUGAUCUAAAUGCGUACGACGAAGUAUCCGACGCCGAUCUCAAAUUCGCAAGCAAAGGACAUAGCCAUCUUGACCCCACCAUUACUACAUCGACAAUCACCUUUCCAGCUUUGUCCCGCGCCCAAGUCGACAAAUACGAUCUAUUUCUUCGCACAGUCCUGUGGGAAGAAACAUUGCCAAACGACACGCCGCACCAGCCAUUUGAGGUUCACCGCUUGAAGGGCCGCGUGCCGGUCCAAGACGGCAAGAUCCUUCUAACACAGGGUGUACGCAGUAUCUACGACACCAAUGAGUUGGAUGAUAAGGCAGGAGAUGGUAGUAAGGAGGGAAAGCUGGUGCUGAUUGGAAGGGGAGUGGAUCAAGAGGGAUUUAGCAAGAGCUUAAUGGCUACGUUGGGGCUGUGAAGAGAAAUACAAUUGACAUGAGGGUUGUAUGUGUAGUGCG
This is a messenger RNA of Exserohilum turcica Et28A, 1219 nucleotides long. RefSeq lists its product as uncharacterized. The record is from RefSeq and is a predicted model, not a curated record. Gene Ontology annotation, cellular component: cytoplasm. Bases 1 to 1179 code for a protein of 392 amino acids. The transcript has 2 exons. Lineage: Eukaryota; Fungi; Ascomycota; Dothideomycetes; Pleosporales; Pleosporaceae.